GCUCAGACCGCAGAAAAGAAAACUCUUCGUAAGGUGGUUACGCGUUUUCUUUUGAGAUUUUCUUGCCUAUGAAUCAAAUCCUGCAAACAGUAGGUAUCCGGACGAAAAUAAAUACAUCUAAUUGAAGUUUAUCCGAGAACUGUGAGGUGAGGUGAGUUGGACAAAAUCAGGCUUUCAGGAUAGUACGGACCUAUCGAUAGCAAUACAGCCUGCGAGAAGAAAACUAGAAUGAUCCCCAACAGAGGAAAUGCAGCGACAUUCCUGAUGAAGGUAGGAACCGUGCUCCUGUUGCUGGUGCUGAGCUUUGGAGUGCGAAAGAGUAUCCAGCAGCAGUACGAUGCGAACGACUACAUGAAGCGAGAGCACUCCCUCUUCAAACCCUACCAGGGUUCAGGGAUGACCAUUCCGUACUGGGACUUUAUUGGAUCGACAUUUGUGACAAACAGCUAUAUCCGCGUAACGCCGGAUCUGCAGUCCAAGAGUGGAGCAAUCUGGAAUCAAAUGCCUUGCACUUCCAUUAACUGGGAAGUGCAUGUGAAUUUCAAAGUUCACGGUAAAGGUAAGGAUCUGUUUGGUGACGGUUUCGCUGUUUGGUAUGCGAAGGAUCGAUUGCAUACAGGACCAGUAUUUGGUAGUCGUGACAACUUCCAGGGAUUGGCUAUUAUUCUGGAUACCUACAGCAAUCACAAUGGGCCACAUAAUCAUCAACAUCCGUACAUCAGUGCGAUGGUAAAUAACGGAAGUCUAUCGUACGAUCACGAUCGAGAUGGGACGCACACACAACUGGCUGGCUGUGAAGCUAAGUUCCGAAAUGUUGAUUACGAUACACUUAUUAGUAUCCGAUAUGAGAAUGACGUUCUAACUGUGUCUACAGAUUUAGAAAACAAAAAUACAUGGAAGCAGUGUUUCCAGGUGACCGGUGUUAAAUUACCCACCGGUUAUUAUUUCGGAAUGUCCGCCUCAACGGGUGACUUGUCGGACAACCAUGAUCUGUUGGCAAUUAAGUUCUAUGAACUGGAAGCGCCUGCCCUACUAGCGGAAGAUCGUAGCCGAAUUGUGCCCUCUGCGGAAACUUUCGAUGCUCCCCGGGAUCACAAGGAUGAUCCUAAGCAGGGCGGUAUGUCCAACGUAAAAAUCUUCUUCCUCAUUCUACUGGUGAUGCUGAUCGUGGUGGUUCUGGUCGUGAUUGGGAUCAUGUUCUACCAGAAGCAUCAGGAAAAUGCCCGAAAACGGUUCUACUGAGAAAGAUUACAUCGAUUCACAGCACAGAGUCCCCAAGGAAACAGCUUUAAAAUACCAAAAUUUCUAAUGGUUUGUGCGCAAUGGCCGCAUCUGGCCACGAUGGUUUAUUUCGUUUGGAGAUGAUGGAAAAUUCACAAAUUGGAUAGAGGUUAGCUACGUAAUAGUUAAGUUAGGAACAUAGUGACAAAAUCGAAUGCAUUUUUUACUAGACAAACUAUAGCUAUAAAAGCUGACAAUUACGAGGAUGAUUUCAAGCUGUCUGUGCUGCUGUACAGAGAAGUCAACAUCACUCUCUAGACCUAUACCUAACCUAGCUAAAUCAUGUCGAACCUAGUCUGAGUGUAAUCGGAAAUAGAAUGCGCGAGAAAUGUCGAACGGUUAAAACAAAUUGUAAUUAAUGUGUGUGGUGGUAUCAUGUUGCAACGGUGAUUUAGGUUCUAAUUACUAACAUACGGUCUGAGAUGUUUUCUUCCCUUUAAAAAAUCAUUAUUUGUGAUACUGUUUGUGGUGAUAACGCCCAAGUUCACGCAGUUCACCUGCCAUGGAAGGGUAAAAAGCACAUUAUAAUACGUUAAAUAGAACAUCAGUUCAUCCUCUAAAUAAUUUUCUCUAGUAAUAUGUCUGAACGCUAUGAAAAUAUCAAUAAAUUAAGUGCAGUCAGGAAGGAUUUUCAUUCAUCUUUUGUUUCGCGGUGAUGUUAGAAUAUUAAAACUAAGGAAAUUGAGAGAA
This is a messenger RNA of Armigeres subalbatus, 1971 nucleotides long. RefSeq names its product vesicular integral-membrane protein VIP36. Gene Ontology annotation, biological process: endoplasmic reticulum to Golgi vesicle-mediated transport. Gene Ontology annotation, cellular component: Golgi membrane; COPII-coated ER to Golgi transport vesicle; endoplasmic reticulum membrane. Lineage: Eukaryota; Metazoa; Arthropoda; Insecta; Diptera; Culicidae. Bases 229 to 1242 code for a protein of 337 amino acids. The transcript has 5 exons. Gene Ontology annotation, molecular function: D-mannose binding. The record is from RefSeq and is a predicted model, not a curated record.